UGAUCAUCCCAUACAGGGGAGCAGAGAGCUAGAGGGUUUAGACAGCUCAGACAACAACAGUGCAGCAAGCCCCCCCCCUCCCCCUCAAGACUCUCGAUCCAGAGAACCGCUCCUGAUCACAGGAGGCCAGAACUUCAGCACCUUUGCAGGAAGCACAUAAAACAGAAAAUGGCGCGUGCUGGCCGACCAUCGCUUUCCCUGAUCCACACAGGAUUCAUGUUAGCUAUUGUUUUAUUACCAGAGUUUCUGGGGGCCGUUCCAUUGGAGCAGCACAAGGAGGAGGAAGUGCCUGCAGUGUCUGAUGAUGUGAAAGCCGAGGCCAUGGCGAGCCUAAAGAAGCUGGUUCGCCAUAGAAGGAACCUCCCCGUCUGGGCUGUGCCCCAGUUCAAACGCCUGCCGGACUUCUGGGGAUGGUACAAGUACUUCAUGGACAGCCACAAUCAGGAGGGAGUUGAGGAUCUGGAUCGUCUGUACAUGGCCUACCUGCAGAACAAGCACAGGUCAGAGGAGGGCCCGACCUUCAACCACUACCUCAAGCACCUCAGUGAAAUCUACAAGACUUGUGCCAAUUCUGAUGAUCCAGAGUGCAUCUCCGAGUCCACCAGCAAGCCAAAGGCUGCAGUGGUGAUGCCCGCCCCCAUCAAGUCUGCUGCCGUCAGGAUGUGCAACCCUUACGUUGACCCAUACUGCCUCUUCCCCCUUGUCCCUAAGGCUGCUGCCCCGGAGCCUGAGCCAGCUCCAGCCAGGGUGCCAGCCCCUAUCUUGACCCCCAUGCUGCCCAUGCCCCUGAAGAGCCCCACUGGCUUCUACUACUACGCCCCCGUCCUGGAGCCCUUCCUGAGCGCUGAGCAAAGGACUGAGCUGCUGAGGAUCUGCAACCCUGAAGAUGUGGAGUGUCUGCAGUAUCACCUGAGGUCAGCUUAUGGCUACCGCCCAGCCCCUGGCCCAGCCCCAUCCUAUGCUUCCCUCAAAUGUGACCCCAAGGACCCCUACUGCAUGCCCCCCCUGGUCCAGAAAGCCCCCACCGGCUUCUACCACCUGCUCUACCCCAGCUGUGACCCAGCAGUCGAUCCACUGUGUGUGACCAACGUUGCUGCUCCUGCUUCUGUCGCUGCAGAGGACGCCCCUAAAGAGCAACACUGCAACCCUCUCUUUGAUGCUGGCUGCAACCCACUGACUGCCACCAAGCUGUCCGGCCUCACCAAGCCUGUGCUGGAGUACGCCCCCAAGUACGAGCCUGCACCUCCUGCUGCUCCUCUGACCUGCGACCCUCGCUAUGACCCAUUCUGCAUACUGGCAGCCGCUGCUGCACUGCGCAAGCCCGCCCCGCAGAUCCCCGAACACCAGGUCCGCUACAAGCUCGGAAUCCUCGGCAAAACCAAGGAGGGCUACGACUGCUAUGUGCACUAUGACAAAGACUGCACCCCGGUGAAGUCUGGCCCCGAGGCCAAGGCCGACAUCAAGGCUCCAGCAAAGCCCUUCUGCCAUCCAUUCGACCCGAACUGCGGCAAGUUUGCUUCACCCUCCGGCGCUGAGGCCCCAGGGACCAGCAAGGAUGGCAUAAUCCUGCCUGACCCUGACUGCGACCCUGAGUUCGACUACAACUGCCGCCUGCGUCGUGCUGAGCCCGCUGCUGUAGCUGAUGAGCCUGCCGCUGCUGAGGAGAAAGCUGCUGAUGAGCCAGCCAAGGAGGCCGCCGUCCGACGCUUUGAAGACUUCCUCAGGGAUGCCAUGAGCCAGUACAAGUAGAUUUCAGAAAUAACAUGACAACAGAAUCAAAACUUGCUAGAUAAUCUACCAGCAGAAAUGGAGCUCAUUUUGUAGUCCUUCAUGGACCACAACCUUCACACAAUCAGUCCAUACAAAACUAUAAAAUCAUUCAGAAAAUAUUGCAGCUUUUAAACAGUGAAUCUGAUUUUCCCAGAUAGCCUGAAGGUCUCCUAAAAGGCCAAGCAACAUAGAACAAUAUGUUGAACUUGUGGAUUAAAUACUUCAUGUAUGUAUGUUUGUAGAAAAGAAUCAUAUGUAUAGAUGUGUGAUAGAGUAGGGGUAGUUUGAAUUUGUGUCAGUGGGUAAGAAUUUCUCUCUGUUGUACAUUCUUUGUUUCCAUUUGAGUUACCCUAAGUGUAUUUAAUGUUGUUUUUCACAUUUUUUCUGUAACACUAAACCUCAUAAUACUUCAUCUUUUUAGUUUUUUUAAAAGUUCUAAAUAAAAAAGGUUUGAAAAA
Messenger RNA from Siniperca chuatsi (mandarin fish), 2228 nucleotides. It is a transcript of the gene and2, whose product is annotated as actinodin2. The coding region runs from base 169 to 1749 and encodes 526 amino acids. NCBI's taxonomy places the organism in Eukaryota, Metazoa, Chordata, Actinopteri, Centrarchiformes, Sinipercidae. The record is from RefSeq and is a predicted model, not a curated record. The transcript is spliced from 6 exons.